Molecule: messenger RNA, 699 nt
Organism: Prorocentrum cordatum
Lineage: Eukaryota; Dinophyceae; Prorocentrales; Prorocentraceae
Source: the annotation of a GenBank genome assembly
AUGACGUCACCCGCGACUGAGACCUCUGCGUGGUCCUGCACCUCGAUCGGGGCGGGCAGCUUCUCCGCCCAGUACAACUCCUACAUCUCUGGCAGCACCAUCGUUGUUACCAACAAUGCGGGAAGCCAGCGGGGGCGAGCAUACUACACGUGGGCGAACACGGGGGGGUUCAGGAUCAGUUUCGACAUGUACCAGGGCGGUGGGACAGGCGCUGACGGUAUGUGCAUGAAGUACGGAGGUUAUGAUUAUGGCGAACAAGGCGAGCUAAUCGCCGGGAAUGGCUUUUCUGUAUGUUUUGACUCCUACGACAACGGCAACGAUCAUGGCGUGGUGAUGGGAUGGAAUGGCGCGAUCAUAUUUUCAGAAACAGGCACGGGAUACUGGAGUCACCAAGUUCCCCUCUUCGAGGAUUCCACUUGGCACAAUGUAGUGGUGCAGGUCACGCCCAGCGGCAGCGGAGCUAAUGUGAUACUGAAUUUUGACAACGGUUACUACUACAAAACUGCGUGGAUCAGUAGCUUCUCAUCGCCAGUUGGUAGCCAACAGGUAGCCUUCACUGCAAGAACUGGUGGUUCUACCAACUGGCACUAUGCCAAGAACGUCCAGGUGUGCAGCGUUGCGACUCCGACCCGACGCCCAGCCCGACGUAUCCUCCAGGUUGGCCGACGCCACAUCCGACGUUUCCCGCGGCGCCCGUGA